Mytilus trossulus (common blue mussel) is the source of this 708-nucleotide messenger RNA. RefSeq lists its product as uncharacterized. NCBI's taxonomy places the organism in Eukaryota, Metazoa, Mollusca, Bivalvia, Mytilida, Mytilidae. The coding region runs from base 1 to 396 and encodes 131 amino acids. The transcript is spliced from 5 exons. The record is from RefSeq and is a predicted model, not a curated record.
AUGUGGGGAUUUUCUCCACUGAAAACGGAUGAGAAAAUACAGAUGUUGCUAUUCAUUCAUGCAACGUUAUUGUAUCAUCUCACAUUAGCAGAAGAUUCUUACAAUCCGGUUACUGUUGAUUGUGACUGUAAUGUAAGUGGAACUUGCAGAUCAUUUGGUGAAAGAUGGGAGAUUGGUUGUAUUACGUAUAAAUGUCAGCGUGAUCAAGGCAACACUUGGAAGGCCGCGUUUGUAAAACUAGAAUGUAAAGAUGCAUAUGGUCAUUGUAGACAUAAUAAUGAGUAUAUGAGUGUGUUAAACCAUGGGGAAUUGUUUCAUCACUGUCUCUGUAAAGUGACCAGCUUUGGAAUCAGCAUAAACUGCGCUCAACAAACCGGAAAUGUCAACGUGUCUUAGAAAAAUACAUUUAGUCAAGGAAAGGAAAUGUUGAACACUACAAAACAUGAAACAAAAUAUAAAUAUACUAGUAUGCACUUUGCAAUAAUCAUUUGGUAUACAAUUUAAAAUAUAAUCUUUUGAAUCAAUGUGUUCACAUCUGUUGUUUGUAAUAAUACCAAUUUUGUAUAAAAAAAAACAACAACAAACGACAGGUCAGUUUGUAUCUACUGUUCGAGUAUCAUUUUCGUUAUCACUGAAGCAAAUAUUACAGUACAAUACCAUUGUUUAACAUUCAUGAUCAUUCUAUGUUACAAUCAAUGGAAAUGGAAG